GGAGGAGAGGGAGACUGCGGUGUUGUUAGUUUGAACAAAAUGGCUGCGAUACCCCUGUCAACGAGAGCUCACUGAACGCCUACCAUGAGUGUCCGCUCCGCUGUCUGGAUCAACACAGAAUGUAUUUCCCGGGAGUCGUUACUCAGUUUGCAUUCGCGGUAGCCAGCCCGUCGUUAGUCGUCCAACCGGCGACUUAAACAGAAACGUUUCUUUUGCACUUUAAAACAAGUUGGCUGGCUGGCUGGCUGUCGCGGCCGUCGGCUUUGCUGCGCGAGAACGCAACGGCGAUUUUUUUAACGAAAAAGGCCUGAUUUUUCCGGUUUGCGAAACCUCGCAACGGUCGACGACUUACAACGCCAACCAGCUAACGUUAGCUUACAUCAUUUAGCUGCUUUGAAUAGUCAUUUUAUUCGUGUCCGUUUUUUUGUUUUUGUUUUUAGUGGUGCUUCGCCCCUUUCCCCGCCCCCAAUUUAUCGUGACGUUUUAACAAUUUGAUUUUUGCCGACUAUAAUUACACCGUAUAGUUUUAUUUUUAUCUUUUUUUUCCCUUUUUGCUCAAAGCAUAAAUUACCGUAUUUGCUGUGUGUGUAGUCUAUAUCUGGCUGAGAAGCCGUUGUUUACCUCGGUAUCUUGUCACCAAGCUGCUUCAGCAGCAGUCGGCUUAUCUGCCAAGCCUGACUUUAAUUGCGACUAAAUCUCUGCUCCAUUUCUUUACGGGUAACUUUUGAAAAGACACCAGAGAAUGCUUUUUCUGCAUAUUUUUUUUGCCAUGCAUCAACCCCGAGAGCUGCCAAAGCUGUGAUAAACGCAAGCUGGGAGAAGCUAGCAACAGAAGAAAGAGAACCAUUUGAUGGAAGAAAAGAAAAAGAAAAAACAAGAAGACAAGACCAAGAAGAGAGAAGACAUCGCUCAGAAAAAGGCUGCCGAUCAGAAACCCAAAGUGCCAGAGCCUGCUCCCACUAAGCCCAGUCCCGGCCCAUCCCACCACCUCCACCCUGCCAGCCCCACGCUGUCCCUCUCCUCUUCCUCUUCUGGCAAUGGCAAGCGUGCUUCCAGCAGUAGCCAGCUCGCGACUCAGACUCCCCCUCAGCAGCAGUGCCAGUUGUCCUCUGCCAGUGCUCGCUACCCGCCCAGAGAGGUGCCCCCACGCUUCCGUCAGCAGGAGCACAAACAGCUACUGAAGAGAGGCCAGCCACUGCCUGCAGGAGCCCUCAGUGCUCUCACUAUCUCCUCUUCCUCUUCCUCCUACUCUUCACCCUCAUCAUCUUACUCUUCUUCUUCUACAAGUACCAGCAGCACUACCCCAAACUCUGCCACGUCCACUGCAGACAAACACCACCAAGACAUAUCCAACCAGAGCGGCCCUGGUGCCCAGUAUGAGACCUCUCAUUGGGGGGCCUCUGUACCAGUCGACAGCCCCUCCAGUGCCAACAGCUGGGACAAAGUGAUUAUUGACAGAAGUGACACAGAAGCUUGGCCCUCCAUCAGCUGCAGUAGUGACCCCAGCCACCCUGCAUUACCAGAAUGCCCCUUGGGCUCAGCUAGCUCAAACAUAGACACCAGUGCUGUCACUACCAGUAGGAGUAGUUUUCUGAGUAUGGCCACAGGUGCCGCCGGCCAGCAGGCCCACUACCCAUCUCUUAAAGCUAACAAUAAUAUGAUGACAGGACCUGGGUCAACCAGCACAUUAACGAGUAAUAGAGGCUGGGGCUCAGAAGGGAAACAAGAUGGUAUGAAUGGUGGGCGAGUUGGAGCGCCCAAUAACUGGGGUUCUCCCAAUUUUAACUUGAACCUCAACCCCAAUGCCAACCCUUCAGCAUGGCCCGUUCUUGGCCACGAGGGUGGAGGAGGCAGCGGUAUUGGCCCCAGCGGGGUGUCCAACUCUUCAUCCCUCCCGCCAGGUAUAAAUGGCAAUGGAAACAUGGGAAAUAGUAGCCUGGGAGGUGCUGAUAAUGUUGGGGGAGGUUGGGUUGGCAUGAUAAGUGCUAACGAAAAUGAUCAACAGCACCCUUCAACCAACGCAAACUUGUCCUUCAAUCUGGAAUCUGCAAACCUCAAGACUGAUGGACCAAACCACACUAAACCACAGCAACAAGCUCAGGAGCCUAUGAGCCCUAUCCAUGGUUUAACUGGCUGGGGAGGCCAGUCACCCACUGAAUCAUCCCAACUCAAUGGGGACACCACAGGCAGCUCAGUAUGGGGUAGUGGAGAGACCAAGGCAGCUGAUUCCCCCAAGGACUCAGGCUGGGACUCAACUCCCUCUGGAGGUCUUUCUGCCUGGGGUCGCCAAGGCAGUGGUGGUGGGAGUAGUGGAAGUGGUGGCUGGGGUGACUGGGGGAAAUCCUCCGGUGGUGGAGAUGCAUCUAAAGGCUGGGACUCAGUAGAUGCUGGUAGUUCUGGCUCUGGUCAAGAGCAGCAGAUUAGCUCAUGGGGCCAACAGCCUGGAACUGCCCCAGCAAGUGAGGAUAGUGGGGACAGCAGUGAAGGUCGAUCCCAUCGCAGAGACAGGUCCUCAAGUGUUGAGUUUGCCCCUGCGCUACCCCGGCAGGACCUGGAUCCCAGAGUGUUAAGUAACACCGGUUGGGGACAGACCCCCAUCCGACAGCAUACUGUAUGGGAGAUGGAAGAAGCCAACUCUGACGAUGGAAAGAGCAAUAGUAGCUCAGACACUAUAGGAGGCACCAGCUCUAAUGGUGGACCCUCGUCAAGCAAUGGAAGUAUCAUCAACCCUAAUAUUGGUCCCAGUCGAAGGCCUGGGUCUGGAGGAAAAAGUGACAAUGAAGGACCAUCAUCUUCUAGCUGGGGAGCUCCUCCACCUCAGCAAGUCCAGACUGGAUCAGGGUGGGGUGACACUCAACAGUCCCUCAGCAAAGCACCGAAUGGCACUACCAGUGGCUGGGGUGAUCCUUUGCCUGCCAGUGGUCCUAAAAGUGGCAGCACACCAUCCUGGGCUUCUGAAGACAAAUCACCCAGCUGGGAUGAUGGCAUGAUGAAAAACCAGCCUACUAGUUGGGGAGAGGGCCCCAAAAGUUCCCAUGGUUGGGGGAACAGUAAUGGGGGUUCUAAUGGCUGCAGCACAGGAGACUGGGGAGAGCCAGAUGCCAAAAACAAUGUGUCCUCCAGCAACAUGUGGGAAGGGGAAGGAGGUAAUGGAGGAAAUGGUGGAAAUGGUGGAUGGAAGGAAAGCCCAAGAGGAGGAAAUAGAGGAGGAGGAGGAGGAGGAGGAGGAGGCUGGGGCAAACCUGCUCCUGCUGUGAAUAAUAGCAGUUGGGGGGAGACUUCACGUGCCAAUGGCCCUAUGCAGGGAGGCUGGGGCUCUUCCAAGCCACAGGAAAGCAGCAGCAGCAGCACUGGCAGUGGAGGAGGUGGCAGCAAUUGUCCUUGGGGUGGUCCAGGUUCUGUGAAGCAGAACAGCUCGAGCUGGGGAAAUGUCAGCAAACAGGACCAGGGUAUGGAGCCUACUGGCUGGGAAGAACCCUCUCCUCCCUCCAUCCGCAGGAAGAUGGAGAUUGAUGAUGGAACAUCCACCUGGGGUGAUCCCAGUGCCUACAACAAGACUGUCAACAUGUGGGAUCGUAACAAUCCCAAUGGUAACACAGGCAACAAUGGCCCACCUCCUACUAAGAAUGGUGGAAUGAUUGUGCCCAACAAUAACAACAACAAUCACUCUGUUGGCCCUGGCACCAACAAUCACCAUCACCCUCACCACAUGCAUCACCAUCCCCACCAUGGCCAGCCCCCGAAUCACCUGCAACACCAUGGAAACAACAAUGGGUCACCGAACAUUGCUGCCUCACAUCCAAGUGCAGGCCCCCAGGGUAGACCUCCCCUCGCUAACCCAGGUUGGGGAGAGCUUCCUAGUGUUCAGCCCAAGUCAGAGCCUGCUUGGGGAGAGCCAGCAGCUCCAACUUCAGCUGUGGACAAUGGUACCUCGGCCUGGGGCAAGCCCCAAGGUGGGGUUGGAGGAUGGGGAGAUGGUGGCCAUGAGCCCUCUGCCCCCUAUGGCAGAGCCAAUGGACCCCCAGGUUCUGCACCUUGCAAGCCAGUCUCCAAACCUAUGCAAGAUGGCUGGGGAAGUGCACCAGAGGAGAUGGGCAUGUCUACCAGCCAAUGGGACACUGAGGAUGGGGAUGUAUGGAACAGCCCUACCUCCCAGGAGAGCAGCUCUUCUUGUAACUCUUGGGGCAAUGGCCCCAAGAAGUGCCCAAGCAAGGGAAAGAUGAGUAACAAGCCAGACGAGGCCUGGAUCAUGAACCGCCUCAUCAAACAACUCACUGACAUGGGCUUUCCGAGAGACCCUGCUGAGGAGGCAUUGAAGAGCAACAAUAUGAACCUUGACCAGGCCAUGACUGCCCUGUUAGAGAAGAAGACAGACUUGGACAAGCGGGGCAUGGGCUUAUCUGAUUACAGCAAUGGCAUGAAUAAGCCUCUUGUAUGUCGGCCCUCUGCACUCUCCAAAGACCCCUCCGACCGCGCCACCUUUCUGGACAAGGAUGGUGUCCUGUCAGAUGAUGCCCCCCCAUCACCAUUUUUGCCUUCCCCCAGCCUGAAGCUCUCCCUGGCCAACAGUAGCCUUCCUGGGCAGGGUCUGGGACAGGGCAACCCGGGGCUGGCCAUGCAAAACUUGAACAACAGACAGAUACCCAGUGGAAUGUUUGGCAGUAGUGGAGCAGCACAAACCCGGGCCAUGCAGCAGCAGCCUCCUCAGCCACCAGUGCCACCUCUCAGCUCCUCCCAGCCUAGUCUACGUGCUCAAGUGCCUCAAUUUCUCUCCCCUCAGGUCCAAGCACAGCUCUUGCAGUUUGCAGCAAAAAACAUUGGUCUGAACCCUGCACUUUUAACCUCACCAAUAAACCCUCAACAAAUGACCCUGUUGUACCAACUUCAGCAACUGCAAAUGGCGUACCAGCGUUUACAAAUCCAGCAGCAGAUGAUGCAGGCGCAACGCAAUGUUUCUGGCCCCAUUAGACAACAAGAGCAGCAAGUUGCACGUACAAUCACCAACAUGCAGCAGCAGAUCCAGCAGCACCAGCGUCAGUUGUACCAGGCGCUGCUGAUGAAGCAGCAGCAACUUCCCUCUCAUUCCUCCUCUUCCUCUUCCUCCACUGGUCUGCAUCCUCCUGGUGGCCCUACUGGAGGCCCUGGCUCCGGAAAAUCAACCAUGGACCCUUUUGCAGGCCCACACCAGGCUUCAGGCCUCGCCGACACACUGCACACCAAAGAGCCACCGUCUUCUCCCAACGCCUACACCACCUACUCUCUCUCUGGACUGAAUCCAAACAUGAAUGUAAACUGCAUGGAGGUGGGGGGUCUGUCCCUGAAGGAACCCCCUCAGCCCCAGUCCCGCUUGUCCCAAUGGACACACUCCAACUCCAUGGACAACCUCUCCGGCAACUCUUCAAAUUUGGAGAACAACCUCAAUAAGCACGGUGCCAUAUCUGCUGCCUCUACCCUGGUCCCCCCUGGGAAGCCCCCCCAGCUGGAGGACUCAUACAGCCCUUACAAUCUAAUCUCCAAUGCUGAGUCCCCCACCAGCCCCCUAGUAGCCCCUGACAGCUGGGGCCAGGGCAAGAGCCCCAAUGAAAAGAUCUCCAAUGGGACCAAUAUUAACUGGCCCCCAGAGUUCUGCCCAGGGGUGCCAUGGAAGGGCCUUCAGAACAUUGACCCUGAGAAUGACCCCAAUAUGACUCCUGGCAGUGUCCCCAGCGGCCCCACUAUCAACACCAACAUCCACGAUGUCAAUCGGUACCUGCUGCGAGAUAGGAAUGGAGCCACUUCUCCAGACUCUCCACUUCAGAAUGGCUCUCUGCCUCCAAGCAGCAGUGACUGGCCAGUCAGUGGUUACUCUAGCUCUUUCAGUCUGUCAUCCUGUGAUGGAGACAGCUCAGGUAAACUGUCUGACAUGAAAUCCACCUGGUCCCAAGGGCCCAUCUCUCAGAGCCAAGCGUCUCUGUCCCAUGAGUUGUGGAAAGUCCCUCAGGGUCCGCGCAGCACCACGGCCCCAUCAAGGCCUCCUCCAGGCCUCACAAACCCAAAGCCCUCCUCCACCUGGGGUGGCAACUCAUUGGGUCUGGCCCAAGGCUGGAGCGGUUCCUAUUCUUCUGAGGGAACCACAUGGAGUACUGACAGCUCCAAUCGGACCAGCAGCUGGCUGGUGCUGAGGAAUCUCACCCCACAAAUUGAUGGUUCAACUCUGCGGACCCUGUGCAUGCAGCAUGGCCCCCUGAUCACAUUCCAUCUUAACCUGACCCAGGGGAAUGCUGUGGUGCGCUACAGCUCUAAGGAUGAAGCUGCGAAGGCUCAAAAAUCCCUGCACAUGUGUGUGCUGGGAAACACCACAAUCCUGGCAGAGUUUGCUGGUGAGGAGGAGGUGAACCGCUUCUUUGCACAAGGCCAGUCGUUGGGGGCAAACACCACGAGCUGGCAGGCCAACCCGGGAAACAAUCAAAACCGGAUGGGCGGGGCAACGCAGUCCCACUCAAUUGGCCAGUGGAGCAGCGGUACUGGUGGAGGCAAGGCCAGCGGAGGAGACCUGCUGUGGGGCGGAGUGCCCCAGUACUCCAGCCUGUGGGGGCCGCCUAGUGGAGAGGACGCCCGUGUGAUCGGGAGCCCCACUCCCAUUAACACCCUGCUGCCUGGAGAUCUGCUGAGUGGGGAGUCCAUGUAGGAUGAUGCCACGACACACUAACCAACCAACCCACCACCCCCAUGUCAUGUAAGCUAUUGGUGGAAGGUGGGGUGGAAAAAAAACUAAAAACAAACAAAAAAAAAUAGAUAUGAACAGGAGCAAAACCCAAGCAAAUCAUGUGGCGAUAAUCAGUAUCAAUUUGAACUGUUUUGAACUGUGAAUUGUGAAUCAGAAGGCUGUGGUCCCUACCACACAGACUGAAGACCCAGUCCUUCUGCUUUACUUGGUCCUUUUUUUGUUAGGUUUACCUUUUUUGGGGGAAAAAAAAAUGUUUUUCCUUUUGGUAUUUUUGAAAUGCAUCAUAUAAAAGAAACUGAAAUGAGACACAACGCAAAGAAACCUUUUAAGUGUUUUUAGUUUUUCCAUAAGUAUACAUGACAUUCUGUGUGAAGUGUUUUUAGGAGAAGCAAUCAAAGCUGCCAUCUGAGACUUUCCUUUUCCCUCCCCAAAAAAAACCCAAAAUAAGACUUAAAAAUGACCAUUCCCAGCAUAUCCAUGGCCAAUGAUGUUGUUCAAAGACCUUUACUAGUUAUGUUAAUGUUUGUUUCUCAGCACUAAUAUUAGCCUUAAGUGCUCUCUGGCCCAGGUCCUUCCCAAGCCGCCUUUUUUUAGUUUGUUUUGUAACUGAAGAAAUAGCUGAAAUCUUGCACAGUUUCACCUCUGAGCCAGCAAGUUGAACAGGACACGACUGGUGACCAACUCUGUCACUGGACAGUAAGAAGGCCUGGCACCGUGACUGGCCCUACCAAUCAUCUGCUUAAUUAUUUAAAUUGUCUCCAAGGAAUUGACACAGCCGUUAAAUGUUCUUUUUUUUUUUAAGGUUGAAGUCCAGGCAAAUUUUUUUGACAUCUAUCACGACAUAUAAGCUGAGAGAAGAUUAUCUGUCAACCUCGCUGCGUGUGUGCAUUUCCUUAUGUAUGUCCAGUGGAACCUAAUCAUUGACGUCUGCAAGCCCAGAUAUUCAACUCGGAACCCGGACGCUCACUGGUGCUUUGUCGAAUUUUCUAUUGUCUGAUUUGUUAUGAAGCCCAGCAACCUCUAUGGUCAUCCAACAUGCGGAGGAAAAAAAUAACUCAAUUUUACUUUCUAGUGACAGUUACAUUGUGCAAUAUACAUCAUAGACCUUUCUUCCGUCCAUACUCGAUGUCCACCAGAGCUGGUUUGUCUUUUUUUCUUUUCCUUUUUUUUGUGGAUUGUUGCUGAUUUCAGCAGGACUUUGGAACUUCAAAAACCUUACCCCUUUUCAAAACUUGGAUUCCCUCCAGGCCAACAAUCCCGCUGAAACUGUUGGGAAAACUCUGCAAAGAGGAAGAAGCAGCUGUUGAACUGUGCAUGCAGCAAACUGUACUGAAAAAAUGACACUGGGUACACAACAAUGCACACUUCCUCUCUGCGUGCCACAGCCACACCCAACAGAGACUGAAACCACAGUGGGAUUGGAUGGUUCUGGGUAUCUGGCACAAUACCAAAUAAGAGGGGUUUCUCCUAAUGCAGUAGACCUACGAGUGUUCCUUGCGUUUGGUACUGUACAAACAGAAGAGACUAAGACUUUUAUAAAUUCAAAGGGUUUUAUCAUAGCACUUAUGAAGAGCAAAUCGCUUCAACUGCAAUCCAAUAAAUCAAAAAAAAAAAAGGAGCAGCAAAAACAUUGAAAACAACAAAAAAAAUACUGCUCUUUUAUGUACUGUAUCUAUUCCAUGGAAAUGUGUGUGGCGUUGUUCCUCUGGUAGCAGGAUGAAGGGAAACAAAACUGAAAUGUACCAUUGGACUUUGGGGGAAAAAGCUUCUCUGAACUAUAUCAAAGUGAAUAUCACUGUUACUCCAAAAUCAUUAGCCUUGCUCUGUUUGGAGGCACUAGACUUGCAAUGUCAGCUGUCUCUGACACCUGCUGGCCAGCCAGCCAGUCAGUGGGUGAGUCGGAGUGGGGUGGGGCGUGGGAGAGUCCACUGAGUGCCUCUUUGCUGUGGUCCUUUGGGUGUCAUGUGACAGCCACACAGCGCAGCACUUCCUCCUGGGCUCCACUUGACCCUCCCUCAGUCUGACAAGAAACGCAGCUCCUCCAAGACUGGCCAAUCACGGCUCUCCAAUGGGGGCCCACCACCACCACUCGACCCUGCUGUCAUCCUGCCCUCUUCCCCAUCUCUCAGUUCUUUGACACAAAGAUCACUUUAGCUGGAAGAUGUAAUAGUCAUAUUUCUGGAAUUUUUGCCAGUGUACUUUGUAUUUUUUGGAAAUAUCAUUAGAUUUUUUUUUUUUUUUUUUUCAAUGUGUUAUAUUGUUAUUUUUGUCUACAUGCAGUGGUCUACAAAAUACUGGCUGCUGAACUAGCCCUUCACUGUUCAUAUGCAGAAACACUUUGGUCAGAGGUGCCUCUGUAUGCUCAUCCUGUGUAUUGAAUGCAAAAUGAGGAUCAAUACUACAGACCGUUAUUGAUUGUCUAUUUGUUUUUAACUGAUCAUGCUUUUGUGUUUGACAGUAUUCUGUAGUACUUCCAGGUAGUAUCUUGAGAUGUGUAAACAAAAAAAAAAACAAAAACAAAACAAAAAAAUAUGAGGUGUCUCAGACGGGGAUGUGGGUGUUUGUCGCUCCAAGCUGCUCCGCCUGCUUGCAGGCUGUCCCCCCUUGCCCUUUGCCUAGCUGCUACGCUAAAACCUCCUCCUCCUCCUCCACCUCAACCAGACCCAGUAGCCCUCCCCUGACCAGGCACCAACAGGCCCUCGUAUCUGUUUCUAUGCAAAAGACUAGAGGCUGGGGCCCUUUACAAUACGCCAAACCUGACUCGGGAACGAGCACUCCUCCCAGAGCUUGGCAUACCCUAACCAUUGUCCCCCGUGCGCUCUUGUCAGCACUUCAGAAUGGCCACAGUUUCUGUAAAGUCAGGCUAAGCCACCAGAACACUGUCAUAUACUAAAGUCAGAACACUUAAUCAAAGGUCGGCCUUUCUCUCUACGCUGACAACACUUCUGUCCAGCUUGAUCUCAGGGUAGGGGAGUUGAUGAUACCAAGUAUGAGAUGCAGCUCUCCGUAUCUGUCCUUUCUACUGUGAGAGCUUAAAUUAAAACGGCCAUCUGCGCAACAAUAUGUACAGACCUCACGCCUCGAAAUUGAAUCUUUAUUGGAAAAGGCCUGUAUUGAAUCCUUUUCCCAAAAGGUGGCCUAUUGUUACUGUUUGGGGGGGACAUUAUUGCAUGUUGAAGAUGCCAACGUAUUGUGCCAAUAUAAAUUUGCUGUGUCAUACUGUAUCUUUAUAGAGAGCACUUCUGUUCCCUGUUUGGAGGAGCUUUGAUAACCUUUGCAGAGGGAGCAGCGGGGGACAGGAGGGAACAAACAAAAGGGCGGCAACAUCACACCCUUCAAUGACUGAGAUUUUUUUUAUGCUUUGUGGGGAAUGCCCCAUGCUAAGGAGAAAAUCUUUACUCAGUUGGGGGUUCCAGUUUGCUACAGUGCACAGUUGAUGAUGGGUAAUCCCGGGUACAUAUUUUUUUAAAACCAAAAAUGAAAUCGCAUUUUAACGUCAUUUUUAUGAAGUUUGACAUAAAAACCUUAAAAAUGCUAAAAAAUUUAAAUGAAGAAAAAAAAAAAAAAAGAUCUAUAAUAUGUUAAAGCUCUGCACUUCUAGCUGAAACGUCUCCGGCCACCUGCCUCUACUACCACCAUCUAAAGGAGUGGAGCGGUGGCCGGGGUGCCUUUUUGUGGAUGCUGUAUUUAUCUUGUUUUAUGUUUGUGUCCUGCUCAAAGCAGGGCCCACUGAACUGUACAUUUCCACAGACCCAGAUGGCUUGGGCCCACUGUAUCAGCCUCACUCUCUCAUCCCGCAACAGCGGGAGUGGAGAGGCACAUUUCAAGAGGUACAAAGUCUUAAAAACGAAGAAAAAAAAAAGCUUAAAAAAUUAAGAAAAAAAAAUAAACGGGAAAAGGCUACCUUUCAGGACUUGCAGUCCUGCAGCACACAAGCAAAAAUCACUAUUGCCUGUUUCUGUAACUGCCUUGAUCCAAGCUCAGACAGACCCAAUAGCCGAGGACCUCCCAGCAUCCUGUACUAACUGGAGAACCCUGACAGUGAAGGGGGUUUCCCAUGCUGCACCAGCAUCGAGAGGCUCUCCUCUCUACAGUUCUCUUCUAGAUAACAGUAUAUAUGUAUACACUACAUAUGUAUAUAUAUACAUAUAUAUAUAUAUAUAUACUGUGAGCACGGUGUGUGGUAUCACCUCUUCAGACUUCUUGGAUCGUAACCUCUGAAACUUUUCCUUUUUUUGUUUGAAACGUCUUGGUUUAAUACAACUGAAAAUGAGCAAUAUGUAUUUUCCCCGCAAAUAAGUGAUACAAAGGAAAGAAUUGGGGUCAGGUGUAAACUGAUACUUGAUUGAUUGAAAGCUGCGUCUUUCUUAUACGGAGAUGGAUAUGCACGUUUUGGUUCUGAUGACAUAUUACAGUACUCUGAAGUGCUUGUACUGUAUAUGUGUGUAUUUGUUUGUCAGUUAGCCUGUCUAAAAGCCCAACCUGAAUCACCUGGUUCAAUGCAUAUUUUUACCCAGUUGACUGAGAGAGAGAGACAGAGAGAGAGAGAGAGAGAAAAAAAAAAUCACAAACAUAUCAAAACAAAACAAAAAUAUUGAACAGAAAUACUUGAAUCAUGGAGCGCCAUUAACAUAAUGUGAAGUCAGUAAUUUUUUUUUGUUUUCUCCAUCUGACAGGUACACUUAGGGGCUUUUAGAGAAUAUCAAAUAUGUAUUGCAUUAAGUUACAAAUACAAAAUCUUUGAAAAAAAAAAAGUCAUCUUAGACGUGUGCUUGAAAGUCAGAUGUUCGUAUGAAUGUGUGCUCAACAAAUUGCGUGAGUGUGUACAGGACACAUGGCCUGCUGUUAUGUUCCACUCAGUAUAUUUUGUGUCCAUUUUUAUCUUUGUGUUCUGUCAAAAACUAUUCUGAUAGACAUCUUCUAACGUUGCACUGAGUGUCUUCUGCCCCUCACUCAGCUAAUCGUAGGUAAACGAGUCUAAGUACGGAGGGGUGACGGUGACAAUUCAUGUGUACAUGUUUACUCAAGGACUUUGUUUUUCAUUCUAUCUGUAAAAAGUUUAUCUACCUUAUAGUGGCUUUUAUUGUGGAAUAAUCCAAUACAAGGAUUAUCAUUGAGUAUUGCACCAUUUUGUUCCGAUUAUACAAGAAAAUGUAAAAAAAAAAUCUAAAAAUCUAAAAAUACAAAAAAAAAAAAAAAAAAAUCUAAAAAUAAAGAAAAAAACAAAACAAAGAACUGUGGCCAUAGCUAGCUGUAGAAGGACUAGUAAUCCCGAUGUUAACUUCAUGGAGAAAUGGAAAGGGAUAAAAUGUGGGAGGUGAGUUUGUUACAAGACUCAUUUCAGAGGUGCCUAUCUUUUCUUUUUUGUUUUGCAAAAGCCACCCGUCGUUUACAAGCAUUUCAUUUGUCUGAAGUUCAAGGAAAUAAGAAUUUAUAACAGGAAUGUUGUUUAAACAAAAAAAGGACAAAUUUCAUCUUCCAUCAAAUAUGGACAUGAAUAUCUUGCAAAAUGAAGAUUUAUGCUAUUUUCAAAACUCUGGGAUUGAUCAGUGUUGUCAUAUUUCAAUUUUGAGUUUCUCUUUUCAUUGUGGAUAGACUAUCUCUGUAUGUAUUAAGUUGUGAUUUUGUGUUUUCUGUAAUACUGCGAUGCAGUUUGCUCACUAUCUUGCACACUCAUAAAAGAUGUGGAUUUUGUCUCAGGAAGGCCAGGGUUCCAGAUACCAACUCCAUCAUUUCUAGGUUUAAUGUUUGUGUGUGUGGGGAGGGUGGGGUGGGGGGGGCAACUGAAAUCUAUUAAACUCCAAGCAAGCACUGAAGUUCAUGAGUUAAACAGAGUAUAGAGUGUACCAUUGUUUCUUUAAAAACAACAUUAAAAAAAUGUUUGUAGCAAGUUACAUAUUUACCAAAUAUGACUGAGAAUCAACUUUGAGAAAAGUGGAGUGCUUUACAUGUGAAAUCUAAGUAGAAAUUGCUUUACAUUUAAACAAUGAUCAAUGGUCUGAUUGUCAAAAAGACAGUGACAGAAAAAUGCAUUUGUAUGUUUUGACCUUGUUUCCAUCCUGUAGUUCAGGAGCAUUGUGCAAGAUUUUUUUCUUUUUUUAUUUCUUUUUUUUUUUUUUUUUUCAAUCAUCUCUCCUGUCUGUUACAAUGUCUGCCCCCUUGACAGGCUUUGAAUAGCUGAGAGAUUUCUUAACAUGUGAGAAGAGAUGGUUUUCAGAGGCAGUUUGAAGUGGAAUAAAGCUGGUUUUAGGAUCAUGAUCUAUGCACAAGUGGGAGGGAGGAGUAGAGGCGUCGCCGCUGCACUGCGGCUGCUUGUCCACUCAGACUCUGGGGUUCAGGGUUUGAUGUAGGGUUGGUUUAUUUUCGUGUGUGUGUUUUGCUCAAACUUCUUCCACUCCCCCCCCUCGCCAUUGCCAUCUAAUGUUUUAGCAAAACUUUACAUUGCGUCGUCAUGCUGUGUAAUCCUUAACCAAUGAGCGCUUAUCCUUCUGCUAAAGCACUGUGGGUUGUACUGAGUAAAAAACAAAAGCCCAAUGACUUUUGAGGCGGUCUGUUUUUUAAGGGGAAGUGUAUGUGGGGUGGGUGGGGGGGAGACUUUGCCUUUGCCUUUCUCUUUACUUUGGAAAAAAAACAUUAAGGAAAAAUGUCUGUAACUGAAAUACAAAGUUGUGGCUUUUAAUGUUGUUCUUUUUUCUCCUCAUAGAAUGUGAUUGUUAAAGACAUGCACCAGAAAAAAAUGUUUCCAUGAUUAAUGGAGCUUCUUUCGGACUAUAUUAAUAAAUUACAAAUUUUCUUGGCUGUU
Molecule: messenger RNA, 13508 nt
Organism: Mugil cephalus (flathead mullet)
Lineage: Eukaryota; Metazoa; Chordata; Actinopteri; Mugiliformes; Mugilidae
Gene: tnrc6c2
Product: trinucleotide repeat containing adaptor 6C2
Exons: 23
Coding region: 851-6667 (1938 amino acids)
Biological process (GO): positive regulation of nuclear-transcribed mRNA poly(A) tail shortening; miRNA-mediated post-transcriptional gene silencing
Cellular component (GO): P-body; nucleoplasm
Molecular function (GO): RNA binding; protein binding
Source: RefSeq, a predicted model, not a curated record